AACGGAGUCUUUACGAUGGCAGGCGAGGAGGAGAGGGUGGUCCGUGUCAAAGUCAAGAAAUGUGAUGGGGUGCUUCCUGUGGAGUUCCGCUCCUUUGCUGUUGAUCCUCAGAUAACAUCGCUGGAGGUCCUGCAGCACAUCCUCAUCAGGGCCUUUGAUUUGAACGGGAAGCGGAAUUUCGGGAUCAGCUACCUGUCUCGAGAUCGGAGUGGUGCUGAAAUGUUUCUUUCUCUGCUUUCCGACGGGGACUUGGAUGUUGCAUUUCUCAGUGCUGCCAAACCAUAUCUGCAGCUCAAGAUGGACAUAAAACCUUCAGAAGACAGUCCCGUUAUGGAGGACUGGGAUAUCAUAAGCCCCAAAGACGUGAUUGGCUCUGAGCAGCUUCUCGCAGAGAGGACUAGGUCUUUGGCAAAUGCGGCUCUUCCCUUCACCCAGUCUCUACUGUCCCAGGUGGGCCGAACCCUGUCCAAAGUCCAGCAAGCCUUCAGCUGGUCUUAUGGGGAAGAGAUCAAGCCUUUCAAGCCCCCUCUGAGCGACGCAGAGUUUCACAAUUAUCUCAAUGGACAGGGCCAGUUGACGCGCCCUGAGGAACUCCGACUGCGCAUCUACCAUGGUGGUGUGGAGCCUUCACUGCGCAAGGUUGUUUGGCGGUACCUCCUGAACGUCUACCCUGACGGACUGACUGGACAGGAAAGAAUGGACUACAUGAAGAGGAAGACGAGGGAGUACGACCAGCUGAAGAGCGAGUGGACAGCCCGGGUCAGCCACGAGGAUCUUGAAUUUAUCCGUGGAAAUGUUCUCAAAGACGUCCUGAGGACAGACCGGGCUCAUCCAUACUAUGCAGGGUCAGAGGACAGUCCACAUUUGACUGCCCUCACCGACCUGCUCACCACUUUUGCCAUCACACAUCCACAGAUAUCGUACUGUCAAGGUAUGAGUGACAUUGCCUCCCCUAUACUUGCGGUAAUGGACAAUGAGGCACAUGCCUUCAUUUGCUUCUCUGGCAUCAUGAAACGCCUGGAGGGGAACUUCCGGCCUGACGGGCAGCUCAUGUCUGUUAAGUUCCAGCAUCUAAAGCUGCUCCUGCAGUACUCGGAUCCCGAAUUCUACUCCUACCUGGUGUCCCGAGGAGCUGACGACCUGUUCUUCUGUUACCGCUGGCUGCUUCUGGAGCUCAAGCGUGAGUUCGCGUUUGACGAUGCUUUGAGGAUGCUCGAGGUUACUUGGAGCUCUCUGCCCCCAGAUCCUCCUGAAACUGAGGUGGAGCUUCUGGGACCACCAGUGGAAACCGAUGAAACCAUGUCCCGCAGAGACGAUGAAAAGACAGUUGACAAUAACCCGGGAGAUGAUAAGAUACAGAAAGAGAAGCAGCGUAGACGACAUAUGCUGAGGCCUUCAAGAGAAGAACCAGAUAUGAGCAGCAAUGCUGCCAUAGAAGGAAAAGACGGAAGCAAUGUAGGCGCUGUAAAGGAGAGCGAGGGAGGUGGAUAUGAUGUUCCUCAAGUGACCACAGAAAAGGCAGAUAUGCAGGCUCCUCCUUUUGAGAGGAAAACUAGUUUCGGGGAGUUUAAAUACUAUACUGCCCGAAAUGAAGACAGCUUUCAUAUGGUGGAUGCUGAACAGCGACAGGGUUUGGGGUCUCCAAAGUCCGUAACAGGUAUCCCGCGGCGCCAGUCCACCGUUGACAGUGAGGAGGACACAGGAGAGAGAACACCUCUCAUAAAAAACUGUGACAAUGGUUUCUCUCUGAUGUCAUCGCCUCCUCUCUUUUCUAGUGGCCUACCGAUCUGGAAAACCGGCCCCUCUGUGUCUCCCACAUCUCCACCUUCAUCCUCCAGCUGGCCAGGUGCCUCUCCAGGCUCUCCUCCGAAAUCCACAUCCUUGUCCACACCCAAUGGAAGUGAGGCCUUCCCAAGAACUAUCACAAAAGUAUUGACCUCCUCUGCCCAAAUGCUCAGCAGUACAGGGAUUAACUCGCCCAAGACCCCCACUGUGAAGACGUCAGUUGCGUCUCCCACCCACAAUCGAUCCCUGCUCUCUUCACCCAUUUUGUCCUUUGGAAGAGGCCCCUCGCUUUCUGGCAGCAGGUCGUCGCCCAGCACCACAGCUAACACUCCCAGUUCUUUGAAAGCUGAGACCACCAGCAUCAAACCGUGUUCCCUGCCGCCCCCGCAAGAGUUCGGCAAAGGCAAUCCCUUCAUGCUGUUCCUGUGCCUGUCCAUCCUGCUGGAGCACCGAGACCACAUCAUCAAGAACAGCUUGGAUUACAAUGAGCUGGCCAUGCACUUUGAUCGCCUCGUGCGGCGCCACAACCUGAGCAGGGUGCUGCAGCGGGCCAAGGCCUUAUUUGCAGACUACCUGCAGAGUGAAGUGUGGGACUCGGAAGAAGGGGACGAGGUGAGCUCGGACUCCCCGACAACAGUGAGCGCUGGUCAACAGUCCCCGUCUUCAAGCAUCUCUGCCAGGCCCAUUUACAGCCCCUUGGCAUCGCCCCCACCAUCGUCUCCCAACUCAACCUAUAACCUGGCCACCACCAUACCCUCCCCAACAGCUCCACUUUUCCUGUCUCCCACUUCCUGAUUCCAUCAUGCAUCCUGGCCUCCCAUCCUCAGUGAAGCCCUCAGUAGACUGUAGCCCAUUGGAGAUGUAGACCAACCUCUCGUGGACAGCCCUCCACAUUAAAUUGGGCCGUUAAUGAUUUUCUCAUUAUGUGAAUGCCUGAAUACGUAUGUAUAUUCCUUAUGUCUGUAAUCCUAUUUACGUUUAAUUGUUUUCUUCCACCCUUCAGGUUUAGCCAUCUUGUUGUCUGUCUUUGAAAGGGAGUGAGAGAGCUUCAUUUAUCAUCAUAUCUUGCUGAUGCAUGAAAUGUUAAACCCUGUGAUUCUGGCGUCUGACGGUCAGACAGUUUGGCUGAUUUGCCGGAACCUACGAAAGUUAAGCCGCUUGGUGCAUUUAGCCUUUGUUGUCCUUUUAUAAACUUUGUUUACAAGCUCCUGUUCUGUCCAAUAAGCCACACACGUGUCUUAACUAAAGCAUUCAUGUUAAGUUAGUUAUAAACAUAACGGAUAUCAUAUAAAUCCAGAUUUAUUGUCAGCGUGUCUCAAUGUAAACUGAUGACAACACUUGGAAACAAGACGAGGUCAGCAGACAGUGUUCUUCUCUAACCUUCCUGGCCCAGCCUGUCACCAUGAACCUUAAAGGCUGAAUCAACACUACAUUCACAUAGUGUAACACAACCAAGAGAGUGUUGAGGUCACAAAUGGGGUGAACGUUGCCCCAAUAAGUGGUGUUUUGCCUUUCACAGCAAUAUGAAACCUCUGCUGUGCACUGUGACGUACCUGAACAAUUCAACCCUUAGAGAGAAGUAGAGCUGUUGUACUGUCUAAUACUUGAACAGGAAAGAGGGACGAGACCUCUGGUAGAAAGAGAAACUACGUUGACAUGACGCUUACUUAAAAACUGGUUUGGGAAAAGUACCAAAUAUUUAAAGGGCAAACCCACUGGUGUUACACAGGAAGUCCUACUCACCCUGUGAAAAGAGACUUUGUGAAGUCUCUUAGGAGUGGUGUGAUUGCUUACAAAGUAAAUAGAACGAUACGAUUAGUUAAGAGAUUUGCCUUGAACUGCAUGAAUUGACACAAGGACAUAUUUAUGUUUCAACCUGUUCAUACUCAUUCCAGGGCUACUUCAUAGACAAAGAGAGAAAAGAGGAAAAAGAGAGUGCAGGAAAUAACUGAAAGAGCUACAUUUCCUGGGUUCAUCCAGAGGCUCAUCCCACAGAAGUUAUCCAUGCGUCCCUUGCUAGCUUACAGCUAACAUUUGUAUGUUUGUCAGUAAAUUGGCAGUUUUUGGGCGAAUAAACACAGAGCGUAUAAACGGCCCAGCACUCAAACUAAAAGGGGUUUGGUUUGGAGCUUGACCCAGUUACUUAAAGUCACUGCAAUGUGCCUCUGCAAAAAAAAUAUGUCACUCACAUGUCCUGCAAUUUUAUGAGAGUGCAAUACUGGAUCACAAAUACAUCAUACCUUGCCUAAAGCUGUUUGGGACCCGCGUUGUCGGCUGGAUUUUUCCUAUUACUCUACUGCUUCUGGACUUGGUGGCAUCGUAGGAUACCCAGAGAUCAAAACAGAACAAUGUUGCAGUGACUUUUAUUUUCCACCACUUCUACAUUCAUAGAGUUUAUGUUUUAUGCUGUAGAUGAGCCAAAAUGAAUCAACGUCUCCUCUUUAACCUGUCAUCGUGGUGCUAUGAGCUUGAUAUUCUGGUCAUUUCAGUCAACUUUCUAAAGUUUUAAUGUUGCUUAAAUGCUUAAAUUGCUUAAUGCUUCAGUAAAAAAGUGUUUCAACAAUUAUUAUUCUUCCCCCCAAGUGCACCAUGGGUAAGGUGAGGUAAAGAGGACAUGUGGGACAGAAGCUAAACUCACCACAUCAGAGAUUUUGGGUUAUUGCAAUGGUUACGUAUUGAUGAUAAGUUCACAUUGGCGGUUUGAUAUGAAA
This is a messenger RNA of Anoplopoma fimbria (sablefish), 4496 nucleotides long. RefSeq names its product TBC1 domain family, member 25 (gene tbc1d25). Gene Ontology annotation, molecular function: GTPase activator activity. The record is from RefSeq and is a predicted model, not a curated record. Gene Ontology annotation, biological process: regulation of autophagosome maturation; activation of GTPase activity. Lineage: Eukaryota; Metazoa; Chordata; Actinopteri; Perciformes; Anoplopomatidae. Gene Ontology annotation, cellular component: autophagosome.